AUGACGGAAAUAAUGGCACUAAGUGGAAACUGUAGGACUAACCCAAAAGAGCAAGCAUCGGUUCAGAACAGUUUCCCAGAUGUUGUUGAAUUAAACGUAGGCGGGCAGGUUUACUACACGCGUCACUCAACUUUGGUGAACAACCCGAGCUCUUUACUGGGUAAGUUAUUUUCCUCCAAAAAGGACGCGUCCAACGACUUGGCAAGAGACCCCAAAGGACGGUACUUCAUCGAUAGAGACGGCUUUUUAUUCAGAUAUGUGUUGGACUACCUCCGUGACAAGCAGGUCGUACUGCCGGAUCACUUCCCGGAGCGAGGGAGGCUCAGGAAGGAGGCGGAGUACUUCCAGCUGCCCGACCUAGUGAAGCUCCUGACCCCGGAGGAUUUCAAAACUAGCCCGGAUGACUACUUCCACAGUGAUUAUGAGGACGGGUCUCAAGGUAGCGACCACCGGCAGUGCCCGCCCCCCUCUCUCGUCCCCGCGGAUAGAAAGAGUGGCUUCAUCACAGUGGGGUACCGGGGCUCGUGCACCAUGGCCCGGGAGAGUCAAAGCGACGCCAAGUUCAGGAGAGUACCCCGGAUACUGAUAUGCGGACGCGUGGCCCUCGCCAAAGAAGUUUUCGGGGAGACCCUGAACGAGAGCCGGGACCCGGACAGGACCCCGGAUCGGUACACGUCCCGGUUUUACCUCAAGUUCAAGCACCUGGAGAGAGCGUUUGACAUGCUGUCGGAGUGUAGUUUCCAGAUGGUGGCCUGCAACUCGUCAGUCACGGCCUCGAUGGUCAACCAGCUCACUGAGGACAAAGUUUGGUCCAGCUACACAGAAUACGUCUUCUACCGUGGUUCAUCCCGUUGGUCAUCCCCUCCUUGUGACUGCUGCUGCAAGAACCACAAAGGCGAUGGCGAGGGCGAGAGUGGUACUUCUUUCAAUGACCUCUCUACUUCGAGCUCUGAAAGCCAGUCAGAAGCCAGCUCUCCACAGGGAACAGUCAUCUGCGGCCCAGUCAACCGUCAGUCGCACCCCCACAAUGUUCAAACCCUGGACCGGCCCUUGAAAAAGGGCCCUGUCGCUAUGCUCCAACAGUCAGAACAGCGGCGAAAGAGCGACUUGCUGCGCACUCUAACAGCCAGCUCCCGUGACACCAGCACUUCUAAGAAAAGGCCUGCGAAAGAGAAGCUGACAGUGGAGGAGGAGCUGGAAAAGUGCAUUCAAGACUUCCGCAAGAUCAAGAUCCCAGAGAGGUUUCCUGAAAGGAAGUACAACUGGCAGGCCGACUUGCUGAGAAAGUAUCGCCUCUGAAUCAGGAUACAGGAUAAAAGGUGUGGACACAUGAGGCCAAGGAUCAGUUUACAUGUUUUUUUGAUGAAGACUUUUGCAACAAAAGGGAGCUAACACAAAAUGUACUCAAACUUGGUUUCUUUGGGAAACUUUGUCUUUGUGCCAGUAGGUUGGAUGUGAA
Molecule: messenger RNA, 1459 nt
Organism: Cheilinus undulatus (humphead wrasse)
Lineage: Eukaryota; Metazoa; Chordata; Actinopteri; Labriformes; Labridae
Gene: kctd16b
Product: potassium channel tetramerization domain containing 16b
Exons: 2
Coding region: 1-1299 (432 amino acids)
Biological process (GO): protein homooligomerization; regulation of G protein-coupled receptor signaling pathway
Cellular component (GO): postsynaptic membrane; presynaptic membrane
Molecular function (GO): protein binding
Source: RefSeq, a predicted model, not a curated record